Molecule: messenger RNA, 2123 nt
Organism: Rhea pennata
Lineage: Eukaryota; Metazoa; Chordata; Aves; Rheiformes; Rheidae
Product: serpin B6-like
Exons: 8
Coding region: 203-1342 (379 amino acids)
Cellular component (GO): cytoplasm
Molecular function (GO): serine-type endopeptidase inhibitor activity
Source: RefSeq, a predicted model, not a curated record
AGGAGCUUCCGGGGUAAGCGGGAGGGCAGGCAGGGACGCAAGGCUGUGCCGCGGCGAGCUGCGGAGCGCGGCCGCCGGCGGGGUCAGUUCAUUCUGCUGACUUCUGCCAGACACAUUGUUAGGUGUAAAACACAGCCUGCACACUCACAAGGAAGCUGAAAAUAAUAUUGAAGAUAAACAGACUUAAAGAAGGUUCUGAACCAUGGACAGCCUCAGUGCAGCAAAUACCACUUUUGCACUCGACCUCUUAAGAAAGCUAUGUGAAAACAACAGCACACAGAACCUGUUCUUUUCUCCUUUUAGUAUUUCUUCUGCUCUGUCUAUGAUUUUGUUGGGUUCAAAAGGUAACACUGAAGCCCAGAUAGCAAAGGUGCUUUCUUUGAGCAAAGCUGAAGAUGUUCACAAUGGGUAUCAAUUACUUCUUUCUGAAAUUAACAAUCCAGAUACCAAGUAUGUGCUCAGAACAGCUAACCGGUUAUACGGAGAAAAGACAUUUGAAUUUCUUUCCUCAUUUACAGAAUCAAGUCAGAAAUUCUAUCAUGCUGGACUAGAACAAACUGACUUUGUGCAUUCUUCAGAGGAUUCCAGAAAACAAAUAAACGAUUGGGUAGAAAAAAAGACUGAAGGUAAAAUUCAGAACCUGUUGGCUCAGGGGAUUAUUAAUUCAAUGACCAGACUUGUGUUGGUGAAUGCCAUCUAUUUCAAAGGCAACUGGGAGAGCCAGUUCAACAAAGAGAAGACGGUGGAAAUGCCAUUUAAAAUUAACAAGAAUGAGAGUAAACCUGUGCAGAUGAUGUUCAAGAAAGAUAAAUUUAACAUGACCUAUAAUGGGGACUUCCAGACCAAAAUCCUUGAGCUCCCUUAUGUUGAUAAUGAACUCAGCAUGAUCAUCCUGCUCCCCGAUGCAAUCCAGGAUGGAUCCACUGGCUUGGAAAGUCUGGAAAGGGAACUUACGUAUGAGAAGCUGAUGGAGUGGAUUAAUCCUGAAAUGAUGGACUACACAGAGGUGAAGGUGUCUUUACCCAGAUUUAAACUGGAAGAAAAUUAUGAUUUGAAACCCAUUCUGAGCAGCAUGGGAAUGCCUGAUGCGUUUGACUUGAUGAAGGCAGACUUCUCAGGAAUCUCAUCUGGCAACGAGUUGGUGCUCUCUGAAGUGGUUCACAAGUCCUUCAUAGAAGUCAACGAAGAAGGCACUGAAGCGGCAGCUGCCACAGCAGGAGUGAUGAUGCUGCGCUGUGCAAUGAUCGUUCCAGAAUUUACUGCUGAUCAUCCCUUCUUCUUCUUCAUCCGGCAUAACAAAACUUCUAGCAUUUUGUUCUGUGGCAGGUUUUGCUCUCCCUAAAAAGAUGUCUUGGCAGAAUAGCCACUAUUACUCCAGGAAGUUUGUUUCUUCACAAUACGAUUGCUCUUUUGCACUAAUUGCAUUUUUCAGUAGUGCCUGAAUCCACUUUUGUCAUCUUCAUCUCAAGCUUGAAUAGAAUAACAGAGCCACUUAGAAAUGUAUAGCAACUGCCAUUAAAAACAACCCUUUUAUCCAGUGUGCUUAAAUACAGAGUUGUCUAACACCCUAAAGGCAUAAAAACAACCUAUUUGCUCAGUGAAUGCUUCUGUCUGUGCUUGUGGUUGCUACUGCACUUCACUUUUUCUGGCCACUAGACAGUGAGUCAGAGAGUGAUGUCUCAUAGAAAAGGAAAAAAUUAAUUUCAUUUCUGACUAAGUCGGAGCUUAUUUCCCACCCUUGCCCCUUUUUUCUUUCGAUUCCAGUCUUUUUUUCUUUUUCUUUCCCCCCAGACAGAUCCUUAAAAAUUUUCAUGGGGCCAGGAUCAGUGUUUUAUUGCCAUCUGACACUAAGGUUUAUUAGCUAUGUGUACAUCACAGUCCUCUCAUGGAGUAGGACAGAUAUCUCCAUCAUAACAUAAAAAGCAUGUAAUUUAAUAAAAGGCAUACGAGGCCUAUACAAUAUUUAAAUGCCAAACCUUUAUUUUUUAUAGCUUUAUCUUUUUUCCUAUUCAUGUUUUGUUUAACAAGCUUAGUAAAUAAUACCAAAGAAUGAAAUGAUUUUCCAAAUACAAGGUUUUUUUUAGCUGUUUCUGUUUCUGAAAUAAUAAAAGAACUAAUUGUGA